AGGAGCCCGGCCUCGGAAGGCGGCCAGACGGCAGCGCCGGGGCCGGCGGUCGCCAGGGCGCGAGGGAGCGGGCAGUCUCAGUCGCCACCACAAAGGGCGCGGGACGGAGAAGUGAGCAGCCACCGACCCCCCGGCAAACUCACCCCACGCCCCGGCCCGCCCUCCACGGAGCCCCGAGCGCCCCCGACGCCCUCUCUCCCCCGCGCAGCCAACCCGGGGCGGCGGCUGAGGAGGGGGCGCCGCCGAGGCGCCUCCCCCGCCUCCUCACGCCCCCUCGGUCUGCGCGGCCCCGCCGCCAUGUUGGUCGGAAGAAGUGACUCGGACUAGACGAGGCCCCUCGGCCAGGCCGGCCCCGAGCCCGCGGGCGCGCGCUGCUCCCGGAGGCGGGGGCGCGCGGGGGGCGGCGAGGCGGGGCGCGGGGGCGCGCGCGCAGAUUUGAUAAUGGGCUGCAUAAAAAGUAAAGAGAACAAAAGUCCUUCCAUUAAAUAUAGAACUGAAAACACUCCAGAACCUGUCAGUCCAAGCAUCAACCAGUAUGGAGCAGAACACACAGCAGUGACACCGUCUUCUUCAGUAAAGGGAACAUCUGUAAACUUCAGCAGUAUUUCCAUGUCACCAUUUGGAGGAUCCUCAGGGAUGACACCUUUUGGAGGAGCAUCUUCCUCAUUCUCAGUGGUGCCAAGUUCAUAUCCUACUGGCUUAACAGGUGGUGUUACUAUAUUUGUGGCCUUAUAUGAUUAUGAAGCUAGAACUACAGAGGACCUUUCAUUCAAGAAGGGUGAAAGAUUUCAAAUAAUUAACAAUACGGAAGGAGACUGGUGGGAAGCAAGAUCAAUCGCCACAGGAAAGAAUGGCUAUAUCCCUAGCAAUUAUGUAGCCCCUGCAGAUUCCAUUCAGGCUGAAGAAUGGUAUUUUGGCAAAAUGGGGAGAAAAGAUGCUGAAAGAUUACUUUUAAAUCCCGGGAAUCAACGAGGCAUUUUCUUAGUGAGAGAGAGUGAAACUACUAAAGGUGCUUUUUCCCUCUCUAUUCGUGACUGGGAUGAAGUAAAGGGUGACAAUGUGAAACACUACAAAAUUAGGAAACUUGACAAUGGUGGAUACUAUAUCACAACCAGAGCACAAUUUGAAACCCUGCAGAAACUGGUAAAACACUACACAGAACAUGCUGAUGGCUUAUGUCAUAAGUUAACAACUGUGUGUCCAACUGUGAAACCUCAGACUCAGGGUCUAGCGAAAGAUGCUUGGGAAAUUCCUCGAGAAUCUUUGCGACUAGAGGUCAAACUAGGACAAGGAUGUUUCGGUGAAGUAUGGAUGGGAACAUGGAAUGGAACCACAAAGGUAGCAAUCAAAACACUAAAGCCAGGUACCAUGAUGCCAGAAGCUUUUCUUCAAGAGGCUCAGAUAAUGAAAAAGUUAAGACAUGAUAAACUUGUUCCCCUGUAUGCUGUUGUUUCUGAAGAGCCAAUUUAUAUAGUCACUGAAUUUAUGUCAAAAGGGAGUUUGUUAGAUUUCCUGAAGGAAGGCGAUGGAAAAUAUUUGAAGCUCCCACAGUUGGUUGAUAUGGCUGCUCAGAUUGCUGAUGGUAUGGCAUAUAUUGAAAGAAUGAAUUAUAUUCAUCGAGAUCUUCGAGCUGCUAAUAUUCUUGUAGGAGAAAAUCUUGUGUGCAAAAUAGCAGAUUUUGGUUUGGCAAGGUUAAUUGAAGACAAUGAAUAUACAGCAAGACAAGGUGCAAAAUUUCCAAUUAAAUGGACAGCUCCUGAGGCCGCACUGUAUGGUCGAUUUACAAUCAAGUCUGAUGUAUGGUCUUUUGGAAUUCUACAGACAGAACUGGUAACCAAGGGCAGAGUGCCAUAUCCAGGUAUGGUCAACCGUGAAGUGCUGGAACAGGUAGAACGAGGAUACAGGAUGCCUUGCCCUCAAGGUUGUCCAGAAUCCCUACAUGAAUUGAUGAAUCUUUGCUGGAAGAAGGAUCCUGAUGAAAGACCAACAUUUGAAUAUAUCCAGUCCUUCUUGGAAGACUACUUCACAGCCACAGAGCCACAGUACCAGCCAGGAGAAAAUUUAUAGACCAACUAGCCUAUUUUCUAUGCACAGAUCUGCCAAUCUGUAAAAUCCUUGUGUAGACUUCUUCAUUUACAUCCAGGAAUCAAAAGAAGAAAAUCUUCAUUCUGCAUGUUUUUAAUGGUAAACUGGAGUUCCAGAUUGAUUGCACAAAACUACCCCCCCUCCACCCCCAAUAGUUAAACUAAAGCACCGUGAUUAAUUUUCUUAUUUCAGGGUCCAAAGAAAGUGUAGCUAUGAAGUGGAUGAUAGUGGAAGUGAAAGCAAAACAAUGAAGAAAGACAAGGCAACUGUUUAUAAAUCACUUUUACCCCUCGAAUCUAGACGUAUUAUUAGUAAAAUAUUAUAAAUAAAACCUGGGAUAUAAAAUAUAAUAUAAUAAGAAUAUAUCUAAAAUUAAGGCGCUUCAUGGGACCAAACAAUUCCAUUCCAGUUUUUAAAACUUUUUACAUUCAUUCUCAAGUUUUUUCUAAGUUGAAAUAUGCAAUCUUAAUAAAUACCUCCUUUUGCAUGGAAAUGGGCUCUGUUUUUAGAAUCAAAAAAAGAAAAGAAAUAUCUAAAAUGUAAUUUGAUCUUAGGUUACUGCAAUGGAAUUGAAACUCAUGGGACAGAAAAGUAUAAAAAAUUUUCAUUUCGAUCUUUUCUAAAUAGCUCAGUUUAAAAUAAGGUAAGUAGAAAGUAAGUUGAUCUUUUGUAAGGUUUCAUUAAUUUUUUUUUUAAAGGUGAUGUGUAAUUAAAGUUGUAACAUCCAGUCCAAGGGGAAAUCUUUUAUCUUUUAGGUAGCAUGAAACUACAAGGCCCAUCAUUUAAGCAGUCCUUAAAAAAGACUGGUACUGUGAUAUAUUUCUAAUAUGUACUUAUGGUGAUGGGUGCCACAAAUACUAAAUACCACUGGAUCAGGGACUUGAAUGCACUUUUGCUCAUAUUGAAUAUAGAAUAACAAAAAUAUUUAAAAUAUGAGAAAAGAAAAUGUGAAAGUUUAACAGAAGGAUGAAAUGUUAUGUUUAAUAUUGAAGUGACAAAAAUGGCUUUGCUGGCACUCAAAGCUCUUCACUUAUCUAUUUUCUGAAAUACUAAGAGAUAUAAGGUAUGACCGCAAAACUAAUCUUUCUUUAACAUAAAUACUAAAAAGAGUGUUAAAACCUCAAUCUCAGAAAAACUCUAAUAAGACUUCCUACUAAUUUUAGUGAUACAUUUUAUGCAAAGCGAUUUUAGCGUUGCAAUUUUCAAAUCCAGAUUUGACUCUCCAUUCACUUUUUUAAGUCACAAAAUGUUCAUCAUUGUUUUCCAUUUAGAAUUUAGUUGAUUUGUGGAAUUUGUGGAAAGAUGUAUUCAGAAUUAACAGAGGGUGUAGCUUACCCCAUUUGAAAAUAAAGAUUUUGGAGAAAAAAAUUUAUGACUAAGAAAUUUCAAAAUAUGAAUUUGAAUAGCAGUGUUAAUACUUUGUAUCCAACAAAAAACUGAAUCUGACAACUCUGGUAUUAAUAUGUUAAAACCUCUUUCUCUUGUCACACGUUAAGUAAAUUAAUGUACCAGGUCCCCAUAUUUUAAGAAUAUAAUUUGUAACUACCAUCAUUUAUCUGAUUUAAUCAUUAGAUUAUAAUUUCUGGGUCAUGGUAUCUAUUUUGCAGUUCAAAAUUUUUAAUGUGACAGAUGAACUUCAUGCAAGUUGGCAACAGUCUGGUACUAAACAUUGUGGUGGUUUCUUAUGUUUACGUAACCAGCUUAUGUAAAGCUGACUUCUUCCAAGAGGAUUUUCCCAAGGAGACUGCCAUUAUCAUUUUAUCCUUAAUGUCUGUAACUCGUGGCAUCAUAUUUUAAAAGGGCUUUCCAUGAACUUUGAUAAUACCAUUUUUCUAAACAUUUUAGAAAGGAUAACAAAAUUUUGUUUAUAUUCUAAUUCUGUUCAGAAAAAAGAGCCAGGGAAAGUUAAUGGUAUUCAUGAAGUUUUAACAGAAUAGACCAGUUCCUCAUAUCAUUUAUAUAAUAAGGAAAUAAAACACUAACUUAAUGUGUA
This is a messenger RNA of Sorex araneus (European shrew), 4078 nucleotides long. It is a transcript of the gene YES1, whose product is annotated as YES proto-oncogene 1, Src family tyrosine kinase. Gene Ontology annotation, cellular component: extrinsic component of cytoplasmic side of plasma membrane. The coding region runs from base 442 to 2067 and encodes 541 amino acids. The record is from RefSeq and is a predicted model, not a curated record. Gene Ontology annotation, molecular function: signaling receptor binding; non-membrane spanning protein tyrosine kinase activity; ATP binding. Gene Ontology annotation, biological process: protein phosphorylation; cell differentiation; cell surface receptor protein tyrosine kinase signaling pathway. NCBI's taxonomy places the organism in Eukaryota, Metazoa, Chordata, Mammalia, Eulipotyphla, Soricidae. The transcript is spliced from 12 exons.